AUCCUGGGUUUUGCCACAACUUUGUUUUCUUAUUUUGUCGAAUCAUCAAUGGCGUCUCAUUCUGAACCACGUCUCUGGCCAAUCGGACAUCAACUUCACAUUUCUUAAUUGGGAACUUUUUGAAAACAACGUAAAUACUUAUUAGAAAGGAGAGCACGCACGACUCCCGUUGGUGACACGGACGUGAUCGCGCAUUGGAAAACUAUCUGUUUAAGUGGACAAAUAUAAAAAAAAGCGUGAUGGGAGGUAAAGUGUUUUAACCUAGUUCAGUGUCGUACUACAGAACCGUUCAAGAUGUGGUCGACUCAAGACGUGUCGGAUACGAAGAAUAUGCUGGAUAAAAACAAAAAAUCGGGAUAUUGGAUUGUGGCCGUUGCCAUCAUCUUGUGCUUCGCUACAGGAAUUUUGAUUGGGCGGUAUGGAACAACCUCAGUGGCUGACUACCACAAUUUCGACGUUAGGAAUUUGGUAAUUGACGAAAUCUCUGCAGAAGAAAUCGACUCCAAUCUGAGAUAUUUAACCAGCACACCUCAUGUGGCUGGAACAGCCCAGGAUUUAUUGCAAGCCGAAUGGAUGAGAGAUCGUUUCCUGGAAGCAGGAUUGGACGAAGCUAAAACUAUUCCUUACGACGUGUUGCUCUCUUACCCGCGUGUUGGAGUGAUGAAUAAGGUGUCGCUAAUCGACGAACAAGGCAGAAUUAAUUACACAACAGCAGGUCGUCAACCGCCCCUUGGUUCACCAGAAGAAUUUUCCGAUGACAUUUUGCAUAAUUUUAAUGCUUUCUCGGCUAAUGGAGUCGUUGAGGGAAAUGUUGUCUACGUCCAUUACGGACGCAAGAAGGACUAUGAAUACUUGCUGUCAAGAGGUAUUAAUGUCUCUGGUCAUAUUGCCCUUAUCCGUCUAGGAGCGAUCUUUCGAGGAUCAAAGGUGGAUCUAGCCGAAAGAUACGGCGCUAUCGGAGUAAUUCUGUUUUCGGAUCGCCUAGAGAAGACCAGUCAGAAUCGCAAUAAUACUUAUCCUGAUAGCUGGUGGAUGCCAGGAACAGGAGCUGAAUAUGGUCACGUCGGACGCUUGAGGGGCGGAGACUUGUUGACCCCUUUCUAUCCUGCUAUAGAGAGCGCUUUCAGGAUCAAAGAAGAAAAUCAUCCCGGUUUGCCUAAGAUUCCUGUACAGGCAAUAGGUUAUGAAGAGGCUGAAGUCAUUCUCCGAAACAUUUCACCGGAAAACAGCGCUCCUACUAAAUGGAUUGGCAAAAUGGAUGCGCCGUAUUCUCUUGGUCCCAGUCUGCGCAAUCCUGGUUGGAGAGUAAGGCUGGAUGUCAGCACAGUCAACGAAAGGAGGACUACGUUCAACACAAUCGGCAUUUUACGAGGAUCAGUCGAAGAUGAUCGGUAUGUUCUUUUGGGAAAUCAUCGAGAUGCCUGGACUUUUGGGGCCCUGGAUCCGUCUAGUGGCACUGCUUCUAUGAUUGAGAUUGCCCGAGUAUUCGGAAAAAUGAAACGCGACCAAAAUUGGCGACCUAGGCGAACAAUUGUCUUUUGCAGCUGGGGCGCUCAUGAAUACGGACUUGUAGGGUCCUACGAAUGGACCCAACAACAUGCAACCGUUCUGGGCCAACGAGCCGUAGCGUAUCUUAAUGUAGAUACCGCCGUCAGUGGCAAUCGUACUCUUUUUGGCAACGCUUUCCCUACUCUGAAACAGCUCCUAAUCGACACGGCCAAGCUUAUACCUAAUCCGAGUGUGCAUGAAAUAGAAUCCGGCCAUAAAACGGUCUUUGAUACCUGGCUGGCCCAAUCUCGAGAUCGGGAUAAUGUUGACCAACCAAUGGUGGGGCAUCUAGGUGGCGGAAGCGACUUUGAAGGAUUCUCCUAUGUCAUUGGCAUUCCCGCAGCAGAUUUUGGUUACAUGAAAAAUGGAGUUUAUCCAACGCAAUAUUCUCUGUAUGAUAGUUACCAUUUGGCAAGUAAUAUUGUCGAUCGCGGAUUUGUUCAUCACCAAGCUGUUGCACGAAUGUGGGCUGUGGCGGCUGUUACUCUUUCAGAUUCUGUCAUCCUUCCGUUAGACAUUCUAGCUUACGCAUCCUAUCUGAAUCAUUCACUAAGUUUGCUUCAUACGAAAUAUGGACCGAUACUACAACAGAACGGUGUUUCACUAAAACAUGUGCGAGUGUCGGUUGAUCAUUUCAUGUUCUCCGUAAAGCAUUUCAGCGAAAAUGAGCUUAAGAACGUCGAUCAAUCUAACAUUUUUGCCGUGCGACGAGUUAAUGAUAAACUCAUGUAUUUGGAACGUUUCUUCAUUGACUCCAAAGGACUUCCGGAUCAUCCUGAAACUAAUCACGUCAUAUUUUCGACAAGCAGCAGCGACUCCCACAACUUUAACACAUUUGCUGGGUUGGUUGAUCUUAUCGUUCAGGUGGAAAAUAAGACAGAAUCAAACGAUCCAGAGAUAUGGAGCAAAAUUCGCCACCAUCUUUCUGUUAUUGCAUUUUUAAUUGGUGAGGCAGGCCGAUCACUCAACGGAGAUUUUUAGAUUAUGAUCUUAUGAUCCUGCAGGAUUAAGCACAAAUGCACAAUACAAAAUUAGUCUGACGAAAUUGUAUUACAUAUUCCUUUUUAACUUUAUAUCCCAAUGAAUAAACAGUAAAGAAAUA
Messenger RNA from Daphnia pulicaria, 2650 nucleotides. RefSeq names its product N-acetylated-alpha-linked acidic dipeptidase 2-like. The transcript has 13 exons. Lineage: Eukaryota; Metazoa; Arthropoda; Branchiopoda; Diplostraca; Daphniidae. Gene Ontology annotation, molecular function: carboxypeptidase activity. The coding region runs from base 295 to 2529 and encodes 744 amino acids. The record is from RefSeq and is a predicted model, not a curated record.